Molecule: messenger RNA, 1536 nt
Organism: Pteropus alecto (black flying fox)
Lineage: Eukaryota; Metazoa; Chordata; Mammalia; Chiroptera; Pteropodidae
Gene: DHRS11
Product: dehydrogenase/reductase 11
Exons: 7
Coding region: 121-903 (260 amino acids)
Molecular function (GO): oxidoreductase activity
Source: RefSeq, a predicted model, not a curated record
GCGGCGGCGGAGGCUGCGGCGGCUGUGUCGAGAGGGCGGCCAAGCCCCUGCGACCUAGGGCAGAGUUCCGCUACCUUAGUGCCCAGCUCGCGGAACGAGGUGGGCGGGCGGCUCGGGACCAUGGCCAGGGCCGGCAUGGAGCGGUGGCGUGACCGGCUAGCACUGGUGACGGGGGCCUCGGGGGGCAUCGGCGCGGCCGUGGCCCGGGCCCUGGUCCAGCAGGGGCUGAAGGUGGUGGGUUGUGCCCGCACUGUGGGCAAUAUAGAGGAGCUGGCUGCUGAAUGUAAGAGUGCAGGCUACCCCGGGACUUUGAUCCCCUUCAGAUGUGACCUGUCAAAUGAAGAGGACAUCCUCUCCAUGUUCUCGGCUAUCCGCUGUCAGCACGGCGGUGUGGACAUCUGCAUCAACAACGCUGGUUUGGCCCGGCCUGACACCCUGCUCUCAGGCAGCACCAGCGGUUGGAAGGACAUGUUCAAUGUGAAUGUGCUGGCCCUCAGCAUCUGCACGCGGGAAGCCUACCAGUCCAUGAAGGAGCGGAAGGUGGACGACGGGCACAUCAUUAACAUCAACAGCAUGUCUGGCCACCGAGUGGUACCCCUGUCUGUGGCCCAUUUCUAUAGUGCUACCAAGUAUGCCGUCACUGCACUGACAGAGGGACUGAGGCAAGAGCUUCGAGAGGCCCAGACCCACAUCCGAGCCACGUGCAUCUCUCCAGGAGUGGUGGAGACACAGUUCGCCUUCAAACUCCAUGACAAGGACCCUGAGAAGGCAGCUGCCAUCUAUGAACACAUAAAGUGUCUGAAAGCUGAAGAUGUGGCAGAGGCUGUCAUCUAUGUCCUCAGCACCCCGCCACAUGUCCAGAUCGGAGACAUCCAAAUGAGGCCCACGGAACAGGCGACCUAGUUUGCUGUGGGGAGCCCUGUCUUCCUUCCCCGACCCUCACGGCUUGGUUCCUGCCUCUGGAUUGUAGGUGUUAAUUUCUGGACUCCUGGAUUCUACUUCCUCUCCCCACCCCCACCAGGGGUUAGAAAAUUUGUUUCUUUCAGAUUUUUUAUCUUAUCAAAUUGUUUCCGCCACAAAUGUGAAAAGUGGGCUGGAGAGAAGAGGUGGUGUCUCUAAUUGUUUUACCCGUUAACUCAAAAGCAGUCACUCACGACAGGUUCUUGGUUCCCUUCUUGGGCUCCUUGACCUUUGUUUGCUGUCCUUGGUCUCUUCCCUUUGACCUGGGGAAGGUACUGUGGCCAAAAGGGGGGCUUCCCUCUAUCUUCUCGAAUCCCACCCCAUGUUGCUCAGGGAUGAGAUGGCAGAGAGAACUCACCUAUCUGAAUCGCUAUCAAGGACUAUAGGCUUCCUCCUCUCCCUGUCUGACUACACCCACUGCGCCUUCUCUUCCCCCAUCCCAGUUCUGUCCAAUUGUGGCUUCUCAGCCCCCCGUGGGAUCAUCAUUGUACUCAGACAAUGUCAGCAAGAUACCAGGGCCUGCCUCCCAAUUGUUUUUCACUGUGAUAAUUAAAAAAGAAAAAUCGCAACAACCUA